Messenger RNA from Paramecium octaurelia, 494 nucleotides. The record is from the annotation of a GenBank genome assembly. NCBI's taxonomy places the organism in Eukaryota, Ciliophora, Oligohymenophorea, Peniculida, Parameciidae.
AUUAACAUUUCUAAAUAGGGAGAAGAUGAUGAAAGUAAAGAGAAAACGAAUGAUGUCGAAUGAAGGAGUUCUAGCAGUAGUUACUGAUUAAAUUCUUAGGGAAAACAAACCAAAACUUAGGAAAUUAACUAAAAAAUAGAUUUAGCAAUUGAAAGAAAAUAAAUAAAAUCAAUCAGAGUCAUCAAUAGAGAUUAUUGAAAAGAAAAGUCCUUUGAAAUGCUAAAAGAAGAUUAAAGUUACUUAGGAGGCUUUGUAAAGAUUUCUAAAAAGGACAUUCAUAAUUAUUAGUGAUGAUGAGGCUGAAGAAAAUGAUAUUAGUAAUUAGAAAGUAUUAUUAAUAUGAAAAAAAUUAGAGCCAUGGUUAAGAAUAACUGAAAAGUUAAUCAAGUUCAGGAUCAUCAUCAUUUUUUUCAUCUUCAUCUAGUAGUAGUAAUUUAUAAUAAUAUGAAAAGAGAGAAAAAAAAAUAAAAUAGUUUUAAAAUUAUGGUCAAUGA